AUGUCAUAUGGCUGUGGAACAGUAGGCUUACCCUUCAUUGGAAAAGCCCUUCUUUUUUUUAUGUCCGUUGAAGCAACUUAUUGUACAUAUGAAUUAUUCUUAAAACCAGGAGGAACAUAUAUUUAUUAUCGCAUAAAUGAUAUGAUCAAUAAGGAUAAAAAAUAA
This is a messenger RNA of Plasmodium adleri (nom. inval.), 165 nucleotides long. Its product is annotated as conserved Plasmodium protein, unknown function. The record is from RefSeq and is a predicted model, not a curated record. Lineage: Eukaryota; Apicomplexa; Aconoidasida; Haemosporida; Plasmodiidae. The transcript has 2 exons. The coding region runs from base 1 to 165 and encodes 54 amino acids.